This is a messenger RNA of Mya arenaria, 3841 nucleotides long. Its product is annotated as protein suppressor 2 of zeste-like. Gene Ontology annotation, molecular function: promoter-specific chromatin binding. Gene Ontology annotation, biological process: negative regulation of transcription by RNA polymerase II. Lineage: Eukaryota; Metazoa; Mollusca; Bivalvia; Myida; Myidae. The transcript has 10 exons. Gene Ontology annotation, cellular component: PRC1 complex. The coding region runs from base 749 to 3466 and encodes 905 amino acids. The record is from RefSeq and is a predicted model, not a curated record.
GCGUAUUUUGUGAAAUUCAGAUUCCGCAAGUGUUUAUGAAUAAGAAAACGUAAAUUUUAAAGGGCAUAAUCAGCCAGAUGCAUUUUUGAAAAAGAAAAUAGGAAUUCUGUUUUCUACUUCUUCAAUGUGUGAUAUUGAAACUGUAGUGAAAGGAAGAUUGGAUCUAUUAUCCGGAGACGAUUAUUUCUCAUUCGCUCAUUUUUGCACGUGUUUCUUAUUCGGUUCCCCUCGGCUGCCCUGGGUGUUUGUCGCUGAAGCGCAUGCGGGAUUCGGUUUUGUUGUCAGUGAAAAGAUAAAUUGUGAGAUUUGGGGGGAAUAUCUACGAUAUAUUAUAGCUGUAAUUUGAGUGAGGAUUUAUUAUUUUCUUGUCAAGAGAUGUCUACAAUUUGAAAGUGAUAAAUGUUAGCCCGAGAGUACUCGUUUUAACCGCCUGAAUUUACUGGCACCCCCUGAUACUAAUUAUUACGAUAAUAGCCAGUGAUUGUGAGCUAGCUUCACAUCUGACACCUUUAAACCUUGAAAAAUUGUAUUUAUAUGUAAAUUUGUGUGAAUUAUCUGAGCAGUGAACCAAGCAAGAUUAUAAAAUGCCUUUAAAACAUUUUAUAUGAAUUUAAUGGAAUUAAACUUAACAUUUAGGAGGAAUUGAUACCAGAGUUGUGGAAUUAUUUAUUGAGGUGAUAAUUUUGUUAUGACAGAACGACCUUAAUUUGUUUUGGCUAAAUUCUGCGACUGGAUAAAAUAUUUAUUGAUGAACCGGACAACCCGUAUCCGGAUAACGGAAUUGAAUCCUCACGUGAUCUGUGUGUUGUGUGGCGGCUACUUUAUCAACGCUACUACCAUCACAGAGUGCCUUCAUUCGUUCUGUCGCACGUGCAUCACGCGUUACCUAGAGACGAGUAAGUACUGUCCCGUCUGUGAUGUGAUGGUCCACAAGACCAAGCCACUCGACUAUAUCCGCUCAGACAAGACGUUACAAGACCUGGUGUACAAACUUGUCCCGGGCCUGUAUAAAAGUGAGAUGAAGCGACGCCGGGAGUAUUAUGCCAAGGUUGACCCGCCGGGAGUCACCCUGCCCCCUAGCGAGGACCGUGGGUACGAGUUUUACGACCGUAUCAUUUACACAGAGGACGAGAAAAUCAGCCUCUCUCUCGAACUUUGCUCUCACGGUGUUCCGUUCAAGACACCCAACAAUAUCCGCGGGCACAGUGGCCCCGACAAUAUAAAGGUGCGUGACGUACGCUAUCUGCAGUGUCCGGCGGCGUUUUCCGUCGGCAACCUUAAGAAAUUCAUCCGCAUGAAGUUUGACCUGAAACAGAAAUUUGAGAUGGACAUAUUCCACACAGCCGAGCCCCUGCCCGACUAUUACUCCUUGAUGGACAUCGCCUACAUAUACACAUGGACACGGAGAGCUCCAUUGCGGUUGUUCUACACUGUGUUUGAACGCAGGCUGCCUCCGAAUGUUAUCCAGAAACUUCUCUACACGACUGCCAACGGCCUUAGAAACCAGACGACUGCGCCGGAAGUUGAGGAGGAAAAGGAGACGAUUGAAACAGCGAAUGAUGACGUAGGAAAAGAACCGGAAAUGACGAAGAAACGCAAACUUCCGGAUGGCCCUGAUGACGUCAUACCUGAUAUUGACCUAGAUAAGGCGAAACCGUACAAGCGGUUAAAGAAGAAACGGGGUUAUAAAAAGGGCAGUAAGGCGUCGUCUGUUGCGGAUGAUGAUUCUGUUAAAGAAGCUAUGUCUGAGUCGGAAGAACAGCUAGCGAAAUUGAAGCUGGACAGUAUAAGUGAUGCAGAAACAGUUAUUCCUGAUUUUGACUAUGAUGAAAAUAGUCGAGCAGGUUUUGAUAACGCUAUGGUGAAUGAACCAACUGAACCGGAUGAAAGUAAUGCUGAGAUAUGUUGUAGUGGUGAACGCGUUCAAGAAACAGGUGUUAAUGUCAGUGAAAGUAAUCAGACCUUUGGUGAAAAUAUCAUUGCUACUAAGGACGGGGAAAUAACUGUUGAUACAAACCAGGAUAACAGUAAGCCGUCAAGUACGCAUACAAGUCCGGGGUCAAUACACUUAACGCUUUUCCAACCUCUCACUAUUGCGAGCGAUGAAUCACAAACAGACUCUGUUAAAGAGAACAAAUCAUGUGAGAAACUAUAUGAGUUUAAACCAGAGGAAACUCAGUGUUAUAAAGACGAUGAAGGUAAUGAAGAAAUGCCUGUUAAACGACCGAAGGGUCGACCAAAAGGGAGCAAAAAUAAGGUGAAGCGGAUUCCUUUGGCUGACACUAAGUCAAACGAUAAAACCAGCAAAACAGACGAUAGUGUUAGUACUAAGACUGAUAGUGUAAGUACGAACAAUACACCAAAGAAAGUUUCCAAGGUGCAAGACAUAAAGAAGGAAUGUGAUUUAAGAACAAAUACAAAAACAAAUGGUAAUAGUGAGGUUAUUGUUCGACCAGAGAUUACAAAUGGAAAUGGGACCAAAACUGAGGAAAAAGUAAAACGAAAGUAUGUUCGGAAGAAAAAUGUUAGUGAUAAGACAAGUGAGGUUGAAGGUGUUGGAAAACGAGCUAAGAAAGACACUGACGCUGAAAAUGGAACUGUAGAUGGUGUUAAUGUUGGAAGCGUAACUGCACCUCAAGAUAAAACUGAAGAGAGUAGUGGGAGGAUUCAUGACGAGGCACAUCUUACAAAUGACGCUUCGAAUGACGAUACUUGUGAAAGUGGUGUUGACAAUAGUGAUGAUACAAGUGAACAUGAAAAAGUGCAAAUGGAAACAAAUGAAACCAAUAAGAUAAACUUGAAACCAUCUUUGCUUGAACCUGUCACCCCUCUGUAUGGGGAGACUCCAAAUCUGAACGAAUCCAAUCAGGGAUUGCCUUGUUCGCCUACAAUGGACUCGUCCAAAACCAAAUCUGACCAGAUAAAUUGUGUUUUAAACAAUCCUAAUGAAUCAAGUGGUGCUAUAGUUAAAACCUUGAGUGAUAAUAACACAACCAAUAUGAACUUAAACGGAGUACACUUUAAUGGUGCUAUUGUAAAUAAAGGACAAAUGGGAUUUGACCUUAGACCGAGUUUGAUGUAUCCAAAUAUUCAACCGGCUUUCCUCGGUUUUAAUCGUGGCCUUAUGAAUGUCAACAUGAUGAGACCGGAAGUUUCUGUGUCACAUUUUGGAUUUAGAAAUGAUAUUGGCGCUAUCACUGUACCGACCUCUAUGUGCAUUAUGGGAAGUUUUGCUCAGUCACCCAUGAACGCGCAUGCGCAAUUCAAUCACAUGCUCAAUGUUGCCAAUGACAACGGGUCAUGUGAUAUAAACGGCGACCAACCAUUGGAUCUUACAAACGGAGUGCAAAAAGAGGAAUAUACGAAAGGGAAAAUUUUCAAAACAAAAAUGUUGAAAAAGUCACAACCUAAGUCAGAAAACGGCCAACAUAUCAAAGACAAGACCAGCCAGUCCAUACAACCAUGAUGAGCGGAAAACAGUAAUUGUGUUGACAUUCUAAGGACAUACAAAUGACCACUUUUAAAUUAUAUUCACAGAAAUUGUUUCCGCUAUUUUGAAAAGUGAUAUUUCAUGAUUUUCAUAGUAAUUGAACAGCUGUCAGACUUAACGGCUCUCAGACUGGACUGCUCGCAGACUUAAUUGAUUUUUUUAUAUCGUAAAUACAAACUUGUAUUUUAAAUGUUAUUGCUUUGUAGAAUGAAUCGCAGACUAACAUUUUAUUUUCUUUUGUUUACAGUUUCAGUUUUACACUUUUCUUAAAGCCCAGGUGGUUUUGAUUUUUGUUCAAAGUUUUGUUUGUUUUAUCUCAAUGUGCUAUCUGAAGUAAGUAAUAAAUUUUAA